This is a messenger RNA of Phyllopteryx taeniolatus (common seadragon), 2251 nucleotides long. RefSeq names its product zinc finger GATA like protein 1 (gene zglp1). Gene Ontology annotation, molecular function: zinc ion binding; sequence-specific DNA binding. The transcript is spliced from 5 exons. Gene Ontology annotation, biological process: oocyte development; regulation of transcription by RNA polymerase II; spermatogenesis. Gene Ontology annotation, cellular component: nucleus. The record is from RefSeq and is a predicted model, not a curated record. Bases 42 to 1511 code for a protein of 489 amino acids. Lineage: Eukaryota; Metazoa; Chordata; Actinopteri; Syngnathiformes; Syngnathidae.
AAAUUGUCGCUUUUGUUCAAGAUCGGCGUUAAUUAGCCAAGAUGCCGCCAGGUGCUACCAAUCGGGCUAAGCAGCCUCACCUGUGUCGGAUCCCUGCCCAAAUUCACCAAAACUUGCUCCACAAGCCAUCGGAAUCAUUAUUGGAAGCGAUGAGCACAGGUCAAAGGUCACAGGUGGCCCUCCUCCAGAGACGUCAGAGGGAGCCAGAAAAAGAUGCCUCCGAAUCUGCGCUGGUCUACCUUUUCCAGGAGGUUUCUAACCUUGAGGCGUCGUUGCAGAGCGGCGACCCGGACACCAGAUCGCUGUCCUACUCGCUUAAAGACGGUCAAGCCAAAAGUGUUGAAAGGGCUCAAACCUCCAGCAUCCCAACCUUAAGAUCACCUUGCGAACGCGAUGACCACGUGGUGAACGGGCACGUGGAACUUGUAACGGAGCGCCCGCCUGGCACCCACAGCCCUUGGCGAUCGUUGAGUCUGAUCAAUCUGCAGUGUGAGAGGCUCAUGGACCUCAGAGAGGAAUCAGAGCCAAGACUGCUAUUUCCCAACAUCUGCGGUGUCCCUUCUGCACACGGAUCGGGAUCCUUUGAAGGAACUGAUGCCAGUGUUGAAUGCACUUUGAGACCCGCGCCCGUUCCAGAAGCUCCGGCAUCUUCUCGGCAAUUUAAAGCAGAUCCCGAGUCGAGUGUCGACAUGUUGUUGGAGGGCAGUCAUGACAGCUCCCCUAUUAAACAUGACCAUGCCGACACCAGUGUUUCAGGAAGUUCUUUGUCACAUGUGCACGUGCCUGAUGCAUCCCCUAAUAGUCAAACGGGCUUGGACCGCGUGGAGCGAUCACGGCCCGCUCGCGCCCUCGACCGCAAUGCAAACCUGAUGUUGAGCCGUCACGCGCCCUCGCAACCGGGCGACCGCAUCGUGUCGUCAAAAUCACACGGUGCACGUGUUCCCAUUGAGGGGAAACUGCGGCGCUCGCCCGCCACCGCAGCACCCUCACAGUUGACGUCAAACGAGGGAAACGAAACACCAGUGUCGCGGCACUCGCGGAGAACCAAAACACCCAGAAAGCAACCCAAUCCUAGACGCAGCGCUGAUAUCCGAGACCCACACUUCCAGGGAGUGACAUUCCGGAUCGACGCAGAGCUGGACGACGACAGGGAUGAGUGUCGGCUCCUCAUAACAUCGAAGUACAGCCGAGAGCUCUACAAGAGUGUGCGGAAACGGAGGAGGAGGACCCGAAUGUCUCGGACGGCCUGCAGCACAGAUGAGGAGCGUGAACCCACCGCUUCAAGGGGCAAAGUUUGUGCAUCAUGCUGCACCACAAAGACCCCCAUGUGGAGAGAUGCAGAAGAUGGGACCCCUCUCUGCAAUGCUUGUGGCAUAAGGUACAAGAAGUACAAAGUGCGCUGUGUCAACUGCUGGCAUAUCCCGAAAAAAGAAAGCAACUCCAACACGUGCUGCCUCAAGUGUGGAAAUUUUGUGAGGCGAACGUCCACUCAGCACAAACACACCAUCUAGGAGAACGUGUACUUUUCCCGCCACACGGAGCUGUGCAAACACUUGAACACCACAUUUCAACGCCACAUACACACCUCAGAAAUCUGCACUGGUGCGUUCACAGUCAGCAGCACAAGUAGCUCUCUAUCUUUUUCUUUACACAAUAUUGUGUAGUACAUUAGCUCCACUAUGACAAAGUUAACAAUCCCAUGACGACUCAAAGGCGCAUCAGAAAAACUGGUUGCAAAAAAAAAAAGUUUUAAAUGCCUCUUAAAUUUGUUGGAACGAAAAGAAAAAAACAACAACAAAAAACCACUAUAAAAAAAAAAAAAAAAAAAGUGUAUUGUUUAAAUGUUUGUUGUGGCUGUUCAGUGAAAAAUAUAUAUAAAUGUUUGAGCAGAUCGAGUUCUCCGGGGAGAAAUGUGAUGCUGAUGUUCGCAGUUCAGCGAGGAUCAAUCGUAAAGCGGCAAACGUUGAACUCGGGCUGGCGGUGCGUUCAUUGCCGCUAACCUUCCUCCCAACGUGACAGCAGAACUUUGUGUUGCGUUAGAACAGAUGCUCUUUUUUUGUUGCACUCUAACUUAUGGUACUUGUUUUUGUCAAUGUGUGCAUUGGGGUGUUUAAUUUUUGUGCUGAUGGUGGUCUUGGGGGUAGUAUUUCAUUAUUGGUUAAUGAGAUGCAUCGGUUUUCUUGGCAUGCGUGUUUGUGAGGCUAUAAAAAGGAACUUUUGUGUGAACACCAAAACGUUGUUGGUCUGCAUU